CAGUUGGCCAGGAUGGAGGGGCUGCUGAGGCGGCCCUUGGGACCCGAGUUUGUGAGUACGAGGGUGGGCAACGGAGUGCCUCAGGUGUCGUAUCUGUCGAGCGGGGACGCGGUACUGCUGAUGAACUUCAUUUUUGGAGCUUUUGGCUGGAAGUCAGAGCUGAUGAGCGAGAAGCUGGAGGUGAAGCCCGCGCAGGGCGGAGGUAAGAUCGACUGCGAUGUGCAGGUGGUCGUGCGUGUGACGGCGUUUAGGCCUGGUCCGAAGGAGGACCCGUUCCAUGAUGGAUCUGGCUCUGGCAGGGGACGAGGUGUGAACCUGUCCGAUGCGCUGGAGAGCGCUAGGAAGGAGGCGUCGACAGAUGCGAAGAAGCGUGCUAUCAUGAACUUUGGAUGGGCGACCGGAGGUUGCAUGUAUGACAAGGCCUUCACGCAG
Microdochium trichocladiopsis is the source of this 432-nucleotide messenger RNA. RefSeq names its product DNA repair protein Rad52/59/22. The annotation marks the transcript as partial. Gene Ontology annotation, biological process: mitotic recombination; double-strand break repair via homologous recombination; double-strand break repair via single-strand annealing. The transcript has a single exon. Gene Ontology annotation, cellular component: nucleus. The record is from RefSeq and is a predicted model, not a curated record. NCBI's taxonomy places the organism in Eukaryota, Fungi, Ascomycota, Sordariomycetes, Xylariales, Microdochiaceae.